Dermacentor silvarum is the source of this 569-nucleotide messenger RNA. RefSeq names its product PR domain zinc finger protein 12. The record is from RefSeq and is a predicted model, not a curated record. Gene Ontology annotation, molecular function: RNA polymerase II cis-regulatory region sequence-specific DNA binding; DNA-binding transcription factor activity. Gene Ontology annotation, biological process: regulation of transcription by RNA polymerase II. The coding region runs from base 166 to 537 and encodes 123 amino acids. Lineage: Eukaryota; Metazoa; Arthropoda; Arachnida; Ixodida; Ixodidae. The transcript has 2 exons.
ACGUUUCCAUUUCUGACAGACGGCACCAGCGGCCCUCGCUCGUGCGUCAACGGGAGCGGCAGCGGCAGCUACGGCUCGUCUACGGCGCCCAGUGGCGGCUCAGGCCGGCUGAAGUGCGUGGUGUGCAGGCGGGGCUUCAACUCGCGAAGCAACCUACGUUCGCACAUGCGCACACACACGCUGGAGAAGCCCUUCGCCUGCAAGUUCUGCGGCCGCUCUUUUAGCCAGUCCUCGACGCUGAGGAACCAUCUGCGGCUGCACACCGGUGAGCGACCGUACAAAUGCCUGGUGUGCCAGCGUGCCUACAGUCAGUUGGCCGGGCUGCGUGCUCACCAGCGUAGCGCUCGGCACAGGCCUCAGAGCGGCGCUCCUGCUGGCAGGGAGGCUGGAGACGAGGUGCGCGGUCGUGACGACGUCAGGUCCCGGAGAGUGCCUCAGCCCGAGGUGCCGACUCGAAAGGAACAAGCCCUGGCCUUGUGCCGACCCCAAGGACCCGCGACAGCAAACCCAUUGCAUAGCUCCCUGCUCUCUGUGUAGAGUUGCUGCAGAAGCUCCUUGGUGCCAGUGUU